Molecule: messenger RNA, 1065 nt
Organism: Penicillium paradoxum
Lineage: Eukaryota; Fungi; Ascomycota; Eurotiomycetes; Eurotiales; Aspergillaceae
Product: NAD(P)-dependent alcohol dehydrogenase
Exons: 3
Coding region: 1-1065 (354 amino acids)
Biological process (GO): D-sorbitol catabolic process
Molecular function (GO): zinc ion binding; L-iditol 2-dehydrogenase (NAD+) activity
Source: RefSeq, a predicted model, not a curated record
AUGGCUACAGCUCAGAACCUCUCCUUCGUCCUUGAAGGCAUUCACAAGGUCAAGUAUGAAGACCGGCCAGUCCCCGAGUUGAAGAACCCCCACGAUGUGAUCAUCAACGUAAAGUACACCGGUAUUUGCGGUAGUGAUGUCCACUACUGGGAACAUGGCUCGAUCGGUUCAUUUGUCGUCAAAGAUCCCAUGGUCCUUGGACACGAAUCAGCAGGCAUCAUCAGCCAGGUCGGAUCAGCCGUCAAGAGCCUGAAGGUGGGCGACCGGGUCGCCAUGGAGCCCGGCAUUUCCUGCCGCCGCUGCGAGCCUUGCAAGGCUGGAAAGUACAACCUAUGCGAGGACAUGCGCUUCGCUGCGACCCCGCCCUAUGACGGUACUCUCGCCAAGUACUAUACUCUCCCAGAGGAUUUCUGCUACAAGCUCCCUGAGCACAUCUCUCUGCAGGAGGGUGCGCUCAUGGAGCCUCUCAGUGUUGCAGUGCACAUCGUGCGCCAGGCCGGCGUCAAUCCUGGCCAGUCGGUGGUUGUGUUCGGCGCCGGCCCCGUGGGUCUGCUGUGCUGCGCCGUGGCGACUGCAUUCGGUGCGUCCAAGGUCAUCGCCGUCGAUAUCCAACAGCAGCGUCUGGACUUCGCCAAGGACUAUGCCACGACCUCGACCUUCAUGCCCGGUAAGGUCGCGGCCACCGAGAAUGCCGAACGUCUGAGGCAAGAGAAUGGACUUGGCGCUGGUGCCGAUGUGGCAAUUGAUGCCUCGGGCGCUGAGGCUUCGGUACACACCGGCAUUCAUGUCCUGCGCAACGGAGGUACGUAUGUGCAGGGUGGCAUGGGCCGCAGCGAGAUCCAGUUCCCCAUCAUGGCGGCGUGCUCCAAGGAGCUCAACAUCAAGGGUAGCUUCCGCUACGGCAGCGGAGAUUACAAGCUCGCCGUUGGGCUUGUUUCAUCUGGCAAGGUUGAUGUCAAGAAGUUGAUCACCAGCACGGUCAAAUUCGAGCAGGCCGAAGAAGCCUUUAUUGGGGUCAAGGCUGGCAAGGGCAUCAAGACCUUGAUUGCUGGCAUUGAUGCGUAA